Molecule: messenger RNA, 1588 nt
Organism: Habropoda laboriosa
Lineage: Eukaryota; Metazoa; Arthropoda; Insecta; Hymenoptera; Apidae
Gene: wkd
Product: TBC1 domain family member 10A
Exons: 5
Coding region: 299-1369 (356 amino acids)
Source: RefSeq, a predicted model, not a curated record
AACUGAAACGUCAAUAGUUUGAAGCAAUGCAGAGUAUAUUCUUGUGGAAUUGCAUAAAUUGCAUUUUUGCGCACUAUCGAUGGUAAGUGUAGUCAAUUCACAUGGUUCGCCCACUCGUUGUUAAUGUGAUAAUGUGAGAGUAAAUAAUCGUGCGAAUAUGUACAUAAAAAUGUGUUUAUAUUAGUUAUCAAGUUGAGACAAGAUACUCUGACACGUACAAAUGAUUGUAAUUCAUUACACGAUCUUUUUGGGCGUUACAAAACAGUGCCUUAUCAUGCGACACAAUUAGAAAGAUGCUAUGGCGUCCUCAGGAUCACAUAAUGGGGAUGCAGAUACCGAAAGUGAAAAGUUUGAAGGUUCAAGAAUUGAUCGACAUGGUUUCCUUCAAGAUUCCAAUUGUAGCUCUGACAGCCUUGGCAAACAAGGAAUACCACCAGAGGUAAUGCUACGAAGGGAGCGGAAAUGGAUACAGAUGUUAAACAAUUGGAGCUAUUUUAUGAAUACUAAUUAUCGUAAAGUCAGGGAAAGAUGUCGAAAAGGCAUUCCACCUUCUGUAAGGCUUCGAGCAUGGUUAAAUCUAUGUGGAGGACAAUUAUUAAUGGACACAAAUCCAAAUUUAUUUGAAGAGUUGGUAGAAAGAUCUGGUGAUCCAAAGUAUAUAGAUGAUAUUAAAAAGGACCUUCAUCGGCAAUUUCCUCACCAUAUAAUGUUUAUUGGGGAAGCCCCUGGACAGGAAGAACUAUUUAAAGUAUUGAAGGCAUACUCUAUUUUAAAUAGUAAAGUUGGUUAUUGUCAAGCUCAAGCACCUAUUGCAGCAUUUUUGCUGAUGCACAUGCCAGCAGUACAAGCAUUUUGGUGCCUUGUUGCAAUAUGUGACAAAUAUCUGAUUGGUUAUUAUAGUCAAGGAAUGGAAACAUUAUUACGUGAUGGGGAUAUUCUGUUUGCUCUUCUCAAAAGAGUAUCUCCUGUUGCUUACAAACAUCUGAAAAAACAAAAAAUGGAACCAAUUUUAUAUAUGACUGAAUGGUUCUUGUGUGUUUAUACGCGAACACUGCCAUGGGAAAGUAUUCUACGAGUGUGGGAUAUGUUUCUUUGUGAAGGUGUCAAAAUUAUCUUUAAAGUUGGGCUAGUUUUAUUAAAAGGUAGCUUGGGUCGCACAUCUCUUAUUAAACGUUGUCCAACAGUUUAUGAAACGCUUCAAGUAUUAAGAAAUCCUCCACAACACAUUAUGGAAGAAGAAACUUUAGUUUAUCAGAUCCGAAAAUUGAAUUUAACGGAAGAAGAUUUUGAAUAUGAGCACCAACGUCAAGUAUUAAAACGGAAAGCAGCCGAGCAAGCAUCUCUUUCCACUGCCAAUCGGACAGACUGAUGAAAAAAAAAAAAAAUAAAAAAAUAGAUAGCAUGUAAAACGAGUAAUGAGCUUACAGGUAUUACUCCAAAGUGUGCCUUCCUUUAUAUUCUUCAUAUUGUACAGAUUGUAAGAUUUAUAUAGCUCUACUUUUACAAAGCAUAGAAGUACAUAUAGUGACGUUUAAAAGGUACCUAACUUCUUUAUUACAAAUCUAGGUAUAUCUUGAAUGUAAUCACA